CAUUUUCCCAAGUUUUGGCUAUACCUUGGUGUCCUUGAUUAGCCCUCGGUAAUGAUUUAAUUUGCGAUUUAAUAACCCCUAGCUAAUAGCGCAACUGACAUCGAAAGGUGAUAUAAAUGGUCGCGCUCCUUUUGAAAGUAUGCCAGUGAAAGAAAAACACCAAGAAUUCAAAAUGAAGCUCAGCGAAACCCUGAAAAUCGACUAUUUCCGAGUCCAGUUGAAUGCCUGGCGAAUUUGUGGUGCUUUGGAUCUCAGCGAGGGUAGGUACUGGAGUUGGUCGAUGCUCUUGUGCAUCUUGGUGUACCUGCCGACACCCAUGCUACUGAGAGGAGUAUACAGUUUCGAGGAUCCGGUGGAAAAUAAUUUCAGCUUGAGCCUUACGGUCACUUCGCUGUCCAAUCUCAUGAAGUUCUGUAUGUACGUGGCCCAACUAACGAAGAUGGUCGAGGCCCAGAGUCUUAUCAGUCAGCUGGAUGCCCGGGUUUCUGGCGAGAGCCAGUCUGAGCGUCAUAGAAAUAUGACCGAGCACCUGCUGCGGAUGUCCAAGCUGUUCCAGAUCACCUACGCUGUAGUCUUCAUCAUCGCUGCAGUUCCCUUCGUUUUCGAAACUGAGCUAAGCUUGCCCAUGCCCAUGUGGUUUCCCUUCGACUGGAAGAACUCGUUGGUGGUUUACAUCGGAGCUUUGGCUUUCCAGGAGAUUGGCUAUGUCUUUCAAAUUAUGCAGUGUUUUGCAGCUGACUCGUUUCCCCCACUCGUACUCUACCUGAUCUCCGAGCAAUGCCAAUUGCUGAUCCUGAGAAUCUCUGAAAUCGGAUAUGGUUCCAAAACUCUGGAGGAGAACGAACAGGAUCUGGUCAACUGCAUCCGGGAUCAAAACGCGCUGUACAGAUUACUGGAUGUGACCAAGAGCCUCAUUUCGUAUCCCAUGAUGGUGCAGUUUAUGGUUAUUGGCAUUAAUAUCGCCAUUACCUUAUUUGUCCUGAUAUUUUACGUGGAGACCUUGUACGAUCGAAUCUACUACCUUUGCUUUCUCUUGGGCAUCACCGUGCAGACAUACCCACUGUGCUACUAUGGAACCAUGGUGCAGGAGAGUUUUGCUGACCUCCACUAUGCGGUAUUCUGCAGCAACUGGGUGGAUCAGAGUGCCAGCUACCGUGGACACAUGCUCAUCCUGGCGGAGCGCACUAAGCGGAAGCAGCUUCUCCUCGCCGGCAACCUGGUGCCCAUCCACCUGAGCACCUACGUGGCCUGUUGGAAGGGUGCCUACUCCUUCUUCACCCUGAUGGCCGAUCGAGAUGGCCUCGGUUCUUAG
This is a messenger RNA of Drosophila simulans, 1312 nucleotides long. It is a transcript of the gene Or23a, whose product is annotated as odorant receptor 23a. The record is from RefSeq and is a predicted model, not a curated record. The transcript is spliced from 2 exons. Gene Ontology annotation, molecular function: odorant binding; olfactory receptor activity. Gene Ontology annotation, cellular component: plasma membrane. Bases 140 to 1312 code for a protein of 390 amino acids. Gene Ontology annotation, biological process: sensory perception of smell; detection of chemical stimulus involved in sensory perception of smell. NCBI's taxonomy places the organism in Eukaryota, Metazoa, Arthropoda, Insecta, Diptera, Drosophilidae.